Alternaria rosae is the source of this 1566-nucleotide messenger RNA. RefSeq lists its product as uncharacterized. The transcript has a single exon. The record is from RefSeq and is a predicted model, not a curated record. Bases 1 to 1566 code for a protein of 521 amino acids. Lineage: Eukaryota; Fungi; Ascomycota; Dothideomycetes; Pleosporales; Pleosporaceae.
AUGCAAGCGGGCCCUGGGGACUCGCCUGCGCCACAUCGACAACCUAGAAAGAAGGGCGAUAAUACAACAGUGCCGAAAGCUCCUGCGAAGGGAAAGCCUCGCGCUCAAUUCCUGCUUGACAUACCGCCCCACGAGUAUUUUUUGUCUAAUGAUGGACCGAUCAAUGCAACUCUAGUAGAUCUGAUCGUGAUACUUCCACAAUGGUUCCGCAAUCCUGCUGUGGCAUGGCGCAUCCUGAACAACGGCAUCACUGCUGCAGUGCACUUUGCAAUUCUGGAUAAGCAUCGUCACCUCGGCUUGGCUAGUUCGGAGGAAGCAGAGCGCGCCCGCGACCAUAUCUCGGACACGUAUCGAAAGACUAUGCGCAAGACCUGGAAAGGCUGGACCAAAGCAAAGCAUCACGUUCCAUGUGAUUGGGACAAGUCAGCGAUGUCCAUCACCAAUUUCUUCCCCGAAGCUGCAAAGAAAGCUGAUUAUGUCCUACCGCCGUCGAUACCAUUCAAGAGCUUGGCGAUCGGGCUGAAAAGUUUACCUGAGGAUGACGAUAAGGGCGAUCUCACUCGCGCAUUGGACUACGCGCUGCGGUACCAGAAGCUUGACGAGCAUGGCCAGCCGACGGACUUCAUGUUCCCGGAUGAUAUCCAUCUCAUUCUUAGAUGCAUUGGUCCCAUUGAAACUACCCGAGAUCGUUACGAUGGGGCUGUCAUACAUCGGUACUCCGAAGCGGUGCGAGUAGCAGAGAGUGAGCGUCGUAAGCAGCUUGCUGAACAGCGGCGCCAGCGACAGGCUGCGAAGGAGGCGGAUGCUCAGUCUGUUCCCUGUUUCUACCCUGAUCAGCCUUCGUCGCUUAACGGAUUUACGAUGAAUCUGCCGGCUCAACAGCAAAUGCAGCCGGUGGUUGGCUUCUCGUCCUCGAACCAAGGGUACAACGGUAUGCCUCCGACCGGAAUGCGCGUCUUGAUGUCCAAUGCUGUACAGCAUUCAUCUGCGACAGAAGCCAAUUCGCAAGAUUUACUUCAACCGUCUGCGGAGAUCCAGCCACAGUCCCAAGAGUACAACGGGUUAAACUCCACUGAGCACAGCUAUAUCCAUCCAUCCGGACCGCACCCAGUACGAUCGAAGUCGCAAGAGGCCGCUGCCGUAGUAGCAUCGGAGCUUGUAUACCAGGGUGCUCAGCCAGCCCACGCAAACUUCCUCGACAUCCCCGAUAUCUGCGAACCCAAAGGCUAUGUACAAGACGACAACGCUUUCCCAGAUUCUUGGCUAUACCUCGAUCCCCAGGAAGCAGCGGGGCAAGUGGAUGCACUCAUGGCAACAAACCAAACUUACGACUUCAGCGACGUAGAGCGAUUGGCGUCGACGUCACUGCAACCCCGAUUUCAUUACCGCCCUGAUAUGCCUUUGCUGGAUUGUCCAGAGGGACAAGAUCCGAAUGACCUGGGUGAUCUUGCUCGUGCGGCCAGAUGGGCACGAAAAUAUGUGCAUCCGGGUGGCCACGAGUUCACGGUCGGGGAUAUCGACACUGUAUUGGCUUUGUUUGAAGGCCCUGGGGCGCAGUUUGAUUAG